Messenger RNA from Dioscorea cayenensis subsp. rotundata (Guinea yam), 3150 nucleotides. Its product is annotated as pentatricopeptide repeat-containing protein At3g02330, mitochondrial. The record is from RefSeq and is a predicted model, not a curated record. The transcript has a single exon. The coding region runs from base 62 to 2650 and encodes 862 amino acids. Gene Ontology annotation, biological process: RNA modification. Gene Ontology annotation, molecular function: RNA binding; protein binding. Lineage: Eukaryota; Viridiplantae; Streptophyta; Magnoliopsida; Dioscoreales; Dioscoreaceae.
AAAGAAAGAAAGAAGAAGAAAGCUUCAAAAACUCGAGCUUUUUAAUGGCUUCUGAACAUCAAUGGCGUUCACACCUCUCCUCCUUCCCCUUCUCACCAAGCUCCUCUCUUCCAUCUCUCCAAACCUUCGCCAUGGACGCCUAUUCUCAUCAACCUCUCUUCCACCCAGGAAGACCUUCUCCCACAUCUUCCAAGAAUGCUCCAGGUCCCAGCGAUCAAACGCCGGAAAACAAGCCCACGCUCAAAUGAUCAUCUCCGGCUUCUCUCCGACCAUCUUCGUAUCCAACUGUUUGAUCCACAUGUACGUGCGUUGCUCCCUUCUCGACCUUGCUCGCAAAGUGUUUGAUGAAAUGCCUCACAGAGAUAUAAUCUCUUGGAAUGCAGUGAUUUCUGGGUACUUGCAAACUGGGUUGAUUAACAUUGCACGCUCACUGUUUGAUUCUAUGCUUGAACGAGAUGUUAUCUCUUGGAACACUGUCAUUGCUGGUUAUUUGCAGAAUGGAGAUGCUUGGGAGUCUAUAAGCUUUUUCUCGGCAAUGAGACAACAAUGCAACAGGAUUCAACCGGAUCGAACAACGUUCGCCGUUGUCCUCAAAGCGUGUUCUUUGUUGGAGGGAUAUGAGAUUGGAGUUCAAAUUCACUGCUUGGUUGUGAAAAUGGGAUUGGAUUUUGAUGUCGUGACAGGUAGCGCUGUUGUUGAUAUGUAUGCUAAGUGCAAGUGCCUUUGUGAUUCACUUCAGUUCUUCAAUGAAAUGCCGGAGAAGAAUUGGGUUACUUGGAGCGCGGCAAUUGCCGGUUGUGUUCAGAAUGAUGAGCAUGUAGAAGGAUUGCGAAUGUUUGUCAGUAUGCAGCGGGAAGGACCGGCGGUGAGCCAGUCGGCUUAUGCUAGUGUUUUGAGAUCAUGUGCAGCAUUGGUGUCUGCAAAAGUUGGGAGGCAGAUCCAUGGGCAUGCUCUGAAGAAUUGUUUCGGUUCUGAUAUUGUGGUGGGGACUGCUAUUCUUGAUAUGUAUGCGAAGAGCGAUAGCUUGGAUGAUGCCCUGAGAGUAUUUCAAACUCUUCCAACUCGUACGUUGCAGGCUUGGAAUGCCAUUAUCGUUGGUUGCGUGCGGAAUAACCAAGGUCUCAAGGCUCUGGAAUUGUUUCGGGUAAUGAAUAGGUUUGGUAUUGGUGUCGAUGAGAUUAGCUUGUCGGGUAUUUUCAGUGCUUGUGCUGAGGCUAGAGAGUACUUGCAAGGUUCACAGGCACAUUGUUUAGCUAUCAAGACUUGUUUGAGUUCAGAUAUCUGUGUGAGCAAUGCUAUUUCGGAUAUGUACGGAAAAUGUGGAGCUUUAACCGAAGCUCGCAUUGUAUUCGAGGAGAUGAACAGGAGAGAUGCCGUCUCUUGGAAUGCUAUCAUUGCAGCACUUGAGCAGAACGAGCAGUGUGAGGAGACAUUGUUUUGUUUCGCUGAGAUGUUGCGGUGCGGUAUGGAGCCUGAUGAGUUCACUUAUGGUAGUGUUCUUAAAGCUUGUGCAAGUCUCGAGUCUUUGGAUUUCGGCGUCAAGGUUCAUGACAAGAUCAUCAAGUGCGGACUUGGUUUUGAAUCAUUCGUUGCCAGUGCUCUUGUUGACAUGUACUGCAAGUGUGGUGCCAUGGAAGAAGCUAUGAAGCUCCACAACCGAAUGGAAAUGCAGACAAUGAUUUCAUGGAAUGCUAUAACAUCAGGAUUUUCACUUCAGAACCAGAGUGAGGAAGCUCAGAAAUUCUUCUUCAAGAUGCUCAAUCUCGGCCUGAAACCUGAUAAUUUCACAUACGCUACAAUUCUCGACGCUUGUGCAAAUCUAGUGACAAUUGAACUUGGGAAGCAAAUCCAUGUUAAGAUAAUCAAAGAUGAAUUACAGAAUGAUGUCUUCAUAUCGAGCAGCCUCGUCGAUAUGUAUGCAAAGUGCGGUAACAUGCAGGAUUCUCUUCUGAUGUUCGAAAAGAUGGCAGUACGAGAUUAUGUUUCGUGGAAUGCCUUGAUUUGCGGCUACUCACUACACGGUUUUGGAGCCGAAGCGAUUUGCAUGUUUGAAAGGAUGCAACAAGAAAAUGUAAGACCUAACCAUGCGACAUUUCUUGCAGUCCUUCGGGCAUGCGGGCACGUAGGUCUGGUUGACGUGGGCGAGCAGUACUUCAAUAUGAUGACUGAUCAUUACAAGUUACAACCACAGCUUGAGCAUUAUUCAUGCAUGGUGGAUUUAAUCGGGCGAACAAGGGGAGUUCAUGAAGCUGUAGAGGUCAUCAGUAAAAUGCCAUUUGAAGCUGAUGAUAUUAUUUGGAGAACUCUUCUCAGUGCAUGCAAGAUUCAAGGUGAUGUUGAAGUUGCAGAAAUAGCGGCAAGGAAUAUACUGAAUUUAGAUCCUGAAGACUCAUCUGCAUAUGUACUUUUAUCAAAUAUAUAUGCGGAGGCAGGGAGAUGGACCGAUGUCUCGAAGCUGAGGAAGAUGAUGAGGCGGAGCAGGUUGAAGAAGGAGCCGGGUUGCAGCUGGAUUGAGGUGAAGAAUGAGAUGCAUGCUUUUCUUGUCGGAGAUAAAGCUCAUCCAAGAAGUGAAAAGAUAUAUGAGUUGUUGGAUGAACUGAUUGGGGAGAUGAAAUGGAUUGGACAUGACCUUGAUGUUGAUCCAAUUUGAAUCAGUAAUGGCUGAAAGCUGAAGCUGCAAAAAAUUUUCUGCUAAACUUUGGCUUCAGAACAAAAUCAAUAGUGAAUCAGUAUCCAAAUGAUCCUUGUUUGUUAAUUUGCAACCGAAAAUCAGAAACCAGCAUGCCGGUUCACAGAGAAGCAAUUUGGAUCGGAAACGAUUUGAGAACUGAAACUGCAAAGUUUUGGUAAAAAGAAAUGGACCGUAUUGGAAUGUUUCAUGCUUGUUAGAAGCGGAAUCAGAAUCGUCCUUGCAGAGAACUAAUUUGGAUCAGAAACUAGGUGGAAAAAAAAAAACCAAUUCUGCUAAACCUCUCAUGAUUUAAAAUCAGAAAAUCAGAAUGUCUGCAGACAGAACCAAUUGGGAUCAGUAAUGGUUUGACAAAUGAAUCUGCAAACAUUUUUUUGCCAAACUUUAGUUUACCUAAAUCUGCUUCGAUACCUUAAUUCAGGCUAUUGUUGAUCAUGAAUCAUUUUGGUUUGUGACCUGGC